Molecule: messenger RNA, 753 nt
Organism: Pyricularia grisea
Lineage: Eukaryota; Fungi; Ascomycota; Sordariomycetes; Magnaporthales; Pyriculariaceae
Exons: 3
Coding region: 1-753 (250 amino acids)
Source: RefSeq, a predicted model, not a curated record
AUGUACAUGACAAGUUUGAUGAGCCAUGGCGUUCCGGCAGGGCAGCCGCGAUGGCUCACUGGCAUCAAGGUGGCCAUGAUCCUCCUCUCACUCGUCAUCGUGGGACUCUCCGCGUUUGCUAUCACCAUUAUCAAGACAUUUGGCGAGCGCCGUUUUGCUGGCCCCGGCUCAGCAGCUUUAUUCAUCUUCACCGCCGUCAAGACUGUGUUGCUAUACGUCUUUGCGCUGGUGGUAGAGAAAAGAGUCCCUCGCUUCUUCUUCCGCGUCCUCUUUGUUGUCUCGUACGGGUUCAGCGUCUUUUUCUGGGCCGCCACCUGGGUCUUUGGUAUCAGAAUCACACGAUUUUGGUUCCUCGCUGCCGAUAGGUUUACCGACACCAGCCGGUUUGGUGAUCUUAGCGCCAGACUCAAGAAAGAGGGCAGUGUCAUGGCUGCGGUCACGGCCAUUUCAUUUGUCGUGUCGGUCUUGACACUUGUCCAUAUGAUAUUCUUCGUCAAGGCCUGCAGGAGCGAGGGCCCAGCGGGACCCUACGCCCAGCAGGCCGAACUGGGUCAGUUCCCAUACAAGGUAGAUGGCCAGCAGGGCCCGCCGAUGCCUCCUCCGCAGUACCCCUACUAUCCUCAGCCUGCAUAUGGCGGGCAGCAGCCCAUGUACCCACAGCCGCCGCCAGGGCAGCAGCCAAUGUAUCCUCCACCGCCGAGCCAAUACACACCAGGGCAAUACCAGCCUCCUCCGCAUCCAGACACAAAGUGA